AUGGUUGUCAUACCGGUCCACGUGCAGUUCCCAGUAAUGCACACCCUUGGAGAAGGCUGCUGUGCCAAGAACAACCCGGUCAUCAUAGCUGUUGCAGGUGGCAGUCUGGUUGUCAUUCGACAGCACUAUGUCUCUGCACUGGUAGCAGACGGGGCUGCGGCAGCUCACGCAGUACAUGCUGUAGUUCUCCAGGUCGUGCUCGGCGCACGUCGGCACCUUGCGGCCGCCGCCCGCCCCCUUCCCGCCACCGCUGCCGUCGCCGCCGGGGGCGCCCGGCUGUCCGGGCGGCGGCGUCAGGCGGUGCUUGGCGAAGGGCCCGCGGGCCGGGUGGCAGCGGAGCUGGCAGGCGGAGCAGUACAGCACCUCGCACUGCUCGCACAGCACGGCGGCCGGCUCGGGCGGGCUGCGGUCGCAGAGCUGGCACUUGGCGGCGGCGGCAGCGGCGGCGCGGCCCUGCUGGUAGCGCUGCACGAUGGCCUCCAGCAGCCGGUUGCGCUGGAAGCCGCGGAGGCCCCGCUGGUCCAGGGAGGCGCUCCGGUGGCACUGCGGGCAGCACAGGCCCACAAGCAAGAGCACAGCAAUGGAGGGUGGGAUCCAUUUCACCCCAAGAGCGCGGCCCAUCCUGCCCCAGGACAGACAGCUCCAGCCAUGGGGACCAGCCACCCACUGCCCCCUCUGUGUCACCCCAGGCAGCUAGCAAGGUUACACCUGACACCCACCCUUCAGACCACUGCUGAGCCAAUACUCCUGCUGCUACAGCAGAGCAGCUUCCUCCACCCUGAGGACUUACGACCUCUGAAGAGAAGGAGACUGAGGAGACAAGGAGAGCCUGAGCCACAUGUGGUACUGCAGGAAGAAAACCAUGGGAGAGGGAGGAAGAAGGGAAAGGUGAUGGGGAUGCAAAUUUCUGCAAAGGCAGUAUUUGAUGUAGAGAUGGGCAACAGCCUGGAAAAGAAAAAGCCUGGAGUUUGUGCUAUAAACAGACAUAAAACAUAUUUUGGGAUUGGAAGUGAUUUAUAGUGAACAUCAGUUGGGUGCCCUGGAGAAUUGUGGGAUGGGACUGAACCAAGGGGAGGCAGGUACAAGUUCUGGGAGAGAAGUGUGGCUCUUUUGUGAGAAGCUUGCUUGAAACUGCCUCUCCUUCACUGAGGUGUGCACAGGGUUCCUCCAGGGGAAGGAGCAAGACAAGGACAAGAGGGGGGAAAACAUUAAGCCAAGCCUUUAUUCUUUUGUGAUACGAAAGCAAAUCCUUUAGUGAAGGAUUUUGAUUGAAGGUAAUGCCGACAGAGGCUACAAUUACAGAUCUGCCAGUUUCCUUCCAAACCGUCUGUGAGGAAAGGAACAGUUUCACCAGCCUUCUCCACUGCCAAACAAGCAGGCAGGAGUGAAACAGAGUGGCUGACUAAUUUCCAAAUGUCAGGGUUUGUCUUUUACUUUCUUUCUCCCCUCAGUUUUACAGCGGCAGGCUGCCCAUUUUUGAUGGCAGUGCCUUGAGCAAGAGGACUGUUACUGCUCUCAGAACUCUGGCUACUGAUGCUGCACGCUGCUCCUGAAGCCUCAUCACAUAAUCCCUGAGGAACGCAUCUUCAUCUGUUCUUCAGGGGCUAGUUUUUCUCAGUCUGUUUAAUAUUGUGUGAGAAGCAGCUGCAAAGUCCUGCGCAAAUGUCACUUGUACUUCCCUUGUCAGUGAAGAGCUGAGCUCUUAUUGCAGAUCCCAGCUUUGUACCACCAUGUACCUGUAUAUUCCUCUUACAGAUACAGUACAUUGUGUACAAGACUCUUCAAAGAGCACGUAUAUAGUUUAACAAUAACACAUCACCAAAUGUAUUCCCUCUCAGAGAGAGAAAGAAACAGUAUUUCCCAAAAUAAACACAUCUCCAGUCUAUUAAUUCCUUCCAUAUUCCUUCAGAUGAAGACCUGGGGAAGGAAAUGAAAUCGUAACCUUUCCCUGAAAGCCACGCCACAGUCCUUGCCUGACUAGGACAUGGCACAGCAGAGGUCUUCGCUGGGAAGAUGGCUUGUAAACCCCCAGCAGCUCUUAAUGAAAGAAUUGACUCUUUGGCAGUCAAAAAUCAAAUUUUGAGGUAUACCCAGAAGUAAAUAAGAAACUCCUGCAACUGUUGAAAAAUGGGGUGUCAGAAAUGUCCAUCAGUUACUGGACAUCAGACUGCUCAUGCUGCAAACCAUCAGAUGGUUUUGACAGCUGUGUUCUGCUGAGGCUGUAACUUCUCUGAAAACGCUCAGGGGUGAUGCAAAAUGGGGUAACCCCAUCUGUAAGUCACUUACAUGUGGGUAAACAUAGAAAAGCUGCAUGCAAAAGCACAAACAGAGAGGUGUGAAUGGAAAAAUAAGAGCACUUCACCUGGUACAUUAACAGAAAAUUGAGAAGAAAUAAGGGGAAUUACAGACAUCUCUCCCCUGCAUGCAUUUCAGCAUAGCUGUUCUUGUUUUUCUCUUUCCCCCCUUCUUUCAGCUUCUCCUUUCUGCAUUGCUGACCAUUUUAAUAACUAUUUUAAGGGUGUUAUUUUUCUCAGCACUGUUUACAACAAACUUUUGCUUUGCCACAUCUAUCUUUUUAUUUCUUCCUCUAUUGUCUCACUGGUUAGUUACACACCUCAUCCUACUGCUGGGGCGAUAUCUCCCAAAUACACACUUCAAUUUUUCUUAUUCCUCCCCAUUAUCUUUGCACCAGCCAAAGCCCCAAUGAUCUUUGAACUCGGCUCCUUCUUCCUUGCAGAGGUGUUAGCAUCACAAGAGAUUCUUCUUCCCCCUUUACUUUUUUCUUAUUUCACUGCUUCUUAUUCAGUCUCAUUAUCUCUCUUUUCCACCACCAGCAUAACCACCUCAAAGCUGCCCCUAUGUUUCUUGUCUUCCAACCUCUCCCAAGACUCUCCUCAUUGAAUUUCCCAGGAGGAUCCCUGCAAAGAUCACAAGAUCCAUAGAAAGCCCUGCCAAAGUGAUGAAAUAUGCAUUGGCCCUACCUGCACUGGUAGUGAUAGCCCUUUCAAGCCUCCUGUGUCAAUCAUGAACUCUGCUGUUCACAUGGUCUCCUGCAAAGACAAUAAACCCAGCAUGGACUCCCACAGAGAAAAUAAAAGCUGGAAGGGCUCCCCUGGUGCUUCACAUUACCCUGAGGCUUCAAAAAGGUAGGGAUAAAUAUAUUCAACCUUUGCAAGUAAAGGAAGCACAGCAAAAUGUUGUGGAAUGACUCAUUUAAAGAAGUUUCAGAAAUGUGAAGGGAAUACACAGCACUGGGUUAAGAUGCAAGGGUGAUAAAGAGCAGAGUGGUGUAAAACUUACAAAACUACACAGGAAAGAAAGGAGAUAGAAAGGAAUUAGAGUCCCAAAAUUCAAGGUUAAGUUAACCCAACUGUUGCACACAUAGGCAAACAGGACCAAGUCAUUUUUGAAAGGCUUAAAUCUGUCUCGGCACCUUGCUGCCCCAGGCUCUCUAACAGUCAAUGUGUGUCCCUAGACUCUAAAGUAUUUGACACCCUAAACCCUCUGUAGCAUUAUUAGUUCUUCGGCCCACAUUGACAUCAUCCUAAACUAGGUCUAGCGUCAUUUAAGUUGCAGAGGACACACAUAAGGGAAUAUCUUUGCACACAGGGCUGUAGUCUUUUUGAAAAUCAUAAAAGCUUAAAGUAGUUAGCUUUUUUCCCAUCCACUGGCAUCAAUAAAUUAUAUGAGGAAAGAGGGCUGGAAAGGAACUGGGUCUUUGGAUGAAGUACAAGAAGGAAAAGAAGGCAGGCAGUGCUGCAGAGCAAGGACAGGAGAAUAGUCUGCCAUCUUCUCAUAGCCCUUUGGCAGGUUCUCAGGUACAGCCAUGGCUUGCGCUGCCUGCCCAGGAGUGCUAAACAGGCUUGAGCUCUUCCUCCUUUUAGCAUGAGGGAGCAUGAACGAGCAGCACCUCCAGCCAGAUUGUGGCUGUGUCCCUCCCUCACUGCCUAGCUGACCUGGGACUUUAAAACCCAUGACACCACUACUGACAUUCAUGUAUGCAAUUCAUUUCACAUCAACAAAUUUUGAAGGCAAAGCUUUUGCUCAAAACCAAUGGAUUCUGCUUCAACUGUCUUAAAAUGUAGCUUGUUUUCUCCAAAGGGCCAUUACAAAAUUCAGCUUUAAUUUGAUUUUUUCUACUGUUUUUAUACAACCAUUUGCUUCUACACCAGAGAACAGAUGAUGCCAGCUAAACACAAAUUUUUGCCAGUGUGACUCUAAUCACUUCAGUGGAAUUGAAUUAAGUGAUGUGUUUAGCCUCACUUGGUAGUGUUCCCUGCCUUCUGCUUUUGAUAAAUUAACCAGAGGUGAUCAUGGGUUUUUAAUAAACUGACCAGGCCUAAUUUCUUCUUACAGCUGUGGGCUUUCUACCUGGUGAGCAUAAAAAAAGGCUUACUAAUAUUACUAUUUUCAGUCAUCUUUUAACCUACUUUCUUCUUCUUUAUAUUUCAUUUCAGUGUUUAAUUUUUAAAUUUAUCCCUUUUUUUUUUUUUUUUUACCAAAAUACAAGUAGAAAUGAAGCAAUGUGUGAAGUUUGAGAAAAAUUAACCAUAUAAGUGGUGCUUAAAAGUAUGUUGUUGUACAGCUCUAUAAACUGGGAAGAGAGGAAGAGCCGGGGGGAAUAAUCCUUUGUUCAGGCCAGGCUGCCUCUGUCAUCCGAGAGGACAAAAUUAAGACAGUAGGGCACUGCCAGGCUGCCAUCUGAAAAGUGCCCAAGGGGAGCUGCGCUCUGCUAGCUCAAGCUAUUUUCCUUCCCAUCUGCUCAAGCUGAUUCAGGGAAGUGCAUUAUGCAACCAAACUGUUCCACUGUGGUCCUGCUACGCUAAGGCUCAAAUGGAUGGGGCAGAGCCCUUAACACUUCUGGGAGAAGUUCUGAGGAAACAGAGUGAUUAUAUCAAACCACGCUUUCCAGUCUGCGACAGUAAAGCUACUGCUACAUGGCUACCAAAAAAAAAAAAAAAGACCCAAGGAAAGAUGAAAAAUGAAGAUUAAAACCGAGAAAGGCUGAAGUACUCUCACUUGUAUUAGCAAGGAGUAAUAGUGUGAAAACCAAUCAGGGCAAGAGGACAAGACUAAAGACACACUACCUGCACAGCUUGGUAACAGGUGUUUGGCAGUGUAACAGUGAUGUUAUCUGACAUCAACAAGCUGGGGCACAGUCACCUGCAGUCCUUCAGCUUGUCUGAUAUCACUGACUAUGGGAAGUGGCAUUUGUAAAUCGCACAUGUUAAGUGCUUGCCCUCAGCUAAAAAGAAAUAAACAUUUUAGUGGCUAUUUGCGAAGUGUGAUAGAAAUCCAUACCGAUAUUUAAUUUAGCAAAAUCCUUCUUCAAAUUUCCUACAUUUUCUGUGGUAAAACUAUCUGAUGGUGUCCUUUAUACAGCCUAUAGUAUUACAAAUGACAUGGUCUUUCUUGAUCCUUAUGCAUAUGACUUUUAUGCACCUCCCAGCUCUAUUUGGUAGACCAGUGUUCCACAGAGGACCCAGCUGCCCUAGGAAAAAGACUGACAGCAAGUUUGUUCAUCAGCUCUUUUCUGAAACUCUCAACAUUCAGAAACCACAGACAUCCAGUCACUUCUUCAGAGCAGGGAGAAGAGGUUGGUCACAAUGAUCUGUGUGACCAACUGUUUCCAGCUCUGUCUACCCUUGUUUCUUCCACAGGUGAACAAGAACCCCCAACAUCAUUGCUGCACUGAUUCAGCAAGGCUACAUGAACCUGUCUCAGGCUGUUAUGUCACGGGUUUGCACUAGUCUCAAAAAGCCCAUUUUCCCCAAGAACAGUCCAAGCUGUAUUUCAGGAAGGUGUGGAUGUACAGGAUGAAAAGCUGAAGAGGCCAUACCUCCCUUGACAACACAGCUGCAUCUGGUGCUGGCUUCAGAGAUGCCCCCUGUGCACUGAUUUGGUUCUAUGUUGUGCUGUAUUUAUGUAUUAUAAACCACUGUAAGAGUCAUCGCUGCUGCUGGGAUGUAUUUGACAACCAGGCUGCUGCCUCCACUGAAAAUGGACGUAAGCUCGCCUUUGAAGUUGCGUAUCACUCCCUCAAUGAGCAGGAUGUGCACAGGACUUCUAUACAGAGCUUAUUUCAGUUCUCAGAUCUAACCCAGUUGCCUCUACAGCGGACAUCAGUGGACAGACUGUCACUGACUUCCAUGGGAUUUGGAUCAGGCUUCAUAGGGCUUUUCUUAGGAAUGCCAGAGGUCUCCAGAAGCAUAUUGGGAAGCAUCUUCCUAUGAAGAUCUUGGAAACUAUCUUAAAUUGCAUGCUUCUUGCAGCUUUAAAUAGCUAGGGCUUUGCUGAUAUUUCCUUACAUGAAAGAGAACUGAAAGUAAUCCAUUUUCAGAAUCAAGUCUAGAGCAGAGACAGCAAAGUAUUUAAGUUCUGAAAUGAUUAAAUAAGCAGAGUAUUUCUAAAUUAUUACUUCUUUAUCUAUGACAGCUUACCAAAGUGAUAUAACAUUAUCAUCUUACCUUUCUGUCUGCCUCAAAGCAAUAUCAGAGCAAAGUAUGACUCAACAAGAAUAUACUUGGUAAAUAUAAAUGGCUUCAUCAAAAGACCAAGCGCCACAGGACAGAAGUAACCCAUUUUCAGCACACUGACAGAAUUAUGUCGAUUCUAUUAUAAAAAUUUUCAUAAUAAUUUAAACAGAACUGGUUCUUUUUAUUAUUUGCUUACAGUUGAAAAUAGACAAGAAUUGUGAGAUAUCUUAAAGUUAUUUCAGGUCACCGAUAUUCCCAAAAGUUCUGAAAAUUCAUAAUUAAUUAAAACACAAUUGCAUGCCAAAAUGUGACUAUAUAAAAAUGGUAAGUUGAAGUGAAAGUAUGUAUACCUUGCACCUCAAGUCUUAUUUCUCACACUGUAGGGGUUUGUAGCCUUGUAUAAAUUACAUUUGGUUUACCCUGUCACAGUUUCUAAAAAUGAAGCUGAGAGUAAGGAGAGUGAGAAGGAACAAGUUCCUUUUGUCUGUCAGACCUGUAAACUCAAGAGCUGCAAACAAUCUCCACCACUUUUGUCUCAUUAGCACUCUUUAGGGAUGCAAGUGGAAAUCAAGUUAUUGAUGGGCCUUAAAACUGACUUUCAAGACAUAUUAUUUUACUAUACCUCUUUUAUACAUCAGUACAAAGCUGCUAGUUACUGAUGCUUCAAGCAUACAGUAAAAAAAGAAAGAGGAGUCUAUGAAACAAUAAGCUCAUACAAUGUCAUGUUAUCAAAAGUUGUUACGAGAAGUGUUGGAACUGUUAGCAAUCGUAUUUCUGAUGGCUUCUAUUCAGGCAGUCUCUGUAGGCUUCCAUCUUCCUUGGCCAAUUCAGCAGAGACAAAGAGUACUUUAGUUUCAUUUUCCUGGGCAGCAUGACUCUUAUUUUUCCAGACUUGCCAAAAAUACUUCAGAAAUCCCUGUUCUUUCCUUCUAACUCAUUUGUAUACCUGUUUGUUCCUGUCAGCGACUGAUUACGGCUGCAGCAAUCAGCUCGAUCUGAUCUCAUUUCCACCACAGAUGUUUCGUUUUCGCAGCUUCCCCUCUUUGUGGACAUUCGUUGUCUCAUUUCCCUCUGCAGGGGUUUUAGUCUUUUGUUUUUGUUUGUUUGUUUGUUUCCUUUUUCAACUUUAACAGAUGCUGCAGACUGCUUUUUGGUUUAAGCUCUGUCUGUGCCGUGCUCCAGAUGGCACCAAGUUGUAAAAUGGCAAAGAAAUGACUGGACUAUCAUAUGGUUUCAACCUGCCAUGUGAGUUGCCUCCAAUGAUACAACAGGUUCAGGAAUCAUUGUGCUUCAGCACAACUCCCACAGGCCAGUGACAUCUAUUGGCAUCACAUUUCUUCCCCAAGGGCUCUGCCAAGGAAGAACAGCUCUGAAAAGCUGGAGGGACUCAAGGGAGGGAAGACAAACAGAGCCCCAGUGCUCUGGAUGUGUUUCUCUUGGUUUGGGUGCCUGUCUGGGACAGUGAUGUUUGGCUGCAAUAAACCAUGAAGGGGGAUGGUGUUGUGAAGCAAACAAGGGCUCAGCACAUGAUGAACAGGAGCAUCCUCUCUCUUGGCAAGUGCUUGGUAGGAGUCAGGGAAGCAACCAUGCAGUUUGUGGGGCCUGAGAAAGGCCUUUCUAACAGAAAAAGAGGGAUUGCUUUUGCACUACUUGAAAUAUCAACUGCUUUGAUAGUAUUUCUCUGACAGGUUCAUUUCAGGUAAAAAUCUGAUAUGAUAAGAAGUACGUGCACCGAGAAGAUAUUUUCAAGUGUUAUGUUUGCUGCAUGGACUACAUUUUGCUUUUAAGUACUGACAGUAUUUUAAAGCUAUUCCUUUGCCCAUACCAUUAUAAAAGUUGAUUGCCCAUACUAAAUAAGGCUCAAUCUUGUUGCUGUUUGAGUGCCACAUACUAAAAUGCUGAAAGAAGCAAUGAUCAUAGGUCAGCUAAUAGAACAUCUGCCUCUGAGUCAGUAAUUACAGCAUGCCCCUGCAUUCAAUUUAGGGGUCACAGGGCUGCUGAAUGUGCCACUCUCGUGUGAAAUAUAAAACAAAAGUUCUAAUCACUUGUUGGCCAUUAAAUAACUGAUGACAGCUUUCAUCAGAAGCUCACAAUAGCUUUGCUCCUCUAACUGUGCCAGGUAAUUACAUUCUCUCUACCUAAAUGAACUUUCAAUUACAGAGAGUACUUUUCUCCUCUAAACUGUUUAGAAAUAAUGCUAUGCACUGUUAAAUUAUUGCCCUUGUCCCACCUCAAAAGUGGCUCAAUUUCAGCACGAGACAAAGACAUCCAGGUUCAUACAAGGCUGCUCCACACAAGCUUUGGACCAGCCUCUACUCAGCUCCUGAAUGUUGGGCUCUCAGCCACCCCAUGCAGCCCCCACUGCUGGAAAAGGCCCUGCUGAAAUGUGCUCAUCACUUUCCUCUGCUGAGACCUUGCACAGCAGCUCUUUGCACCACCAGGUAGUACUCCAGCACAGGCAAAGGGCAGUACGGGAUAAUGGCAUCUGGCCCAGCUGAACUGAAGGGUAUGAAUUGUUUUUUCUAUUAUCUCAGUUUUGCAUUUGAUUAUUCAUCAAUGCAGUUCAGGCACAAGUCUGUUUACUUGCAUUGUGGGAGAGGAAGGUUGAUUCUCAAGAACAUGGGUACAUCUGAAUAUAAAAUUAUGCCCUUCAUCCCUGGCAUCAUAGCCAUUCACAGCUGACAAGAAGUGUUUAUCUCCCAGGCAGUGUAAUCUACAUCUAUUUGAUGGAAAUAUGCUCUCUAACAGUUUUCCAUAUUCAGCCCCGAAAAAAAAAAAUCUCAUAUGCACAUUUACAAAGGGAGAACACAGAAGCAGCGAGAAAUAUGAUCUCUUUAUUAACAUUAGUUGAUCAUAAUAGUACAGUGUGUUUCAAGAAGAUGGACCCAAUUUGAAGUCACUAUGCUUUGAAAUUGGGUCCAUCUUUUUGAAACACCCUGUAUAUAGAAUCUUCCAUGUUUGCUUACAACAGACCAUUUUGCAGAGAAAUAAAUAAAUAAAUGUUUUUUUUUAAAUGCCUCAAAGCAGAUAUCAGACUACUAGUGCAAUAUUUUGUACUCCGCAAGCACAAAUCCUUCUUUCUUCUUCUGCACACCCGCAGCCAUCCCUGCUCAGCAGCGCUUUCUUUCUGCCGUGCACUUUUGCCUGAGGAUUUAGGACUCCCGUCAUUCUUACCUCAAAUGACCUCGGCCCAGCUUAGCCAGCACCCUCCAGAUUUGACCCCGAUGCAGAUCUCACUGAAGGAAAAGGUCUGCUCAGUGUCACUGGGAUAAUAAGACAAAUACCCCUAAAGCCUGUAGCUCUGAUCCCCGGCUAUCUGCUUUCAGUAAUCAGAUUCUGGAAAGCUGUUACUGCAAGUCCAGUCGGUGCUGUUAUGAGUCGCAGUGCGGUGCUGUGAGGCUGACAAACCCAACUAACGGCAGAGCACUGGUAAUAAAUGCCCCCUCAAGCUGUCUCUUUGAAGAGGCAAAUGCUUAUCAGAACUAUACAGAACUCAUAGGAAAAGGGGGGAAAAAUAUCUAAAGGCACUUUGAAGUCCUUUUCUUUUGUAUUUUUCACACAAUAGAAGGCGACGAAGGGAAGAUGUUCAGAGCCGUUAAGAACUGUGGGCAUGAGGUGAGCUUGUUACAUAAUUAUCUCACAAAACUCUGCUGGGUCUUUCAUGGCUACGAAUUUUCACAUAAUACUGAAAUUAUGAAUUCCUAGAGCCUACCAUUUUUUCUCAUUUCAUUUGGGGGAAUUUGCUUUUACCAACUGAAUUGAAAUACUAAAAUGUCUUGCUUUGUUAAUUACCACAGAAAUCCUGAAGACAAGGACACAUUGCAGGAAUAUGAAUUUGAUGUGACCUAAACAACAACUCUCUUUUUCUGCUAGGGUUCACAUAACGGGGAAGAAUCUGAGACCGGAGAGGUAGGAAAAAGGCUAUGGCUACAUCUAAUUUAACAAAGUGAGAGGACAGAGUGAGGAGAUUUUAAAAGCAAUGUUGCAGAGCACUGAGUGAUGUAGUGUGGAGAAGAUUUAUAAUUUGAUCUAAGGUUAAACAGAGAUGUAAACAAGCCAGAUUUUGGCAUCAUCAGGAAAAUAAAUGGUUGGUUACCUUUCAGUCCCUUCAGCUUUACUAUCAGUUCAAGUCCUUAUUUCUCCUGAGCAUGAACCUUCCUAUAAUCCUGAAUGAGAAUUUCUGAUAGGAAAGCACAGAGGUUGGUUCUUUUUUUCCCCCCCCCUUCACAACACAAACCAGCAGCACUUGGUAACUGAUUGCAAUGUAAAAAACAAACAAACAAACAGCGAGAGAGAGAAUUAAGACCCCUUGUCACUGCAGGAAUGUAACCGCCUAUUUGCCACAUACACAUGCUCUUUGGAUUUCCAUACUGUUUCCUCUCUGCUUUAUGCUGGACAUAAAUUAGUUAAAAAAUCCAUACCAUUCUCAUUGUGAAGAAGAGAGAUGAAACAGAGCUCUGCUUAGGGCAGCUGCCACUUGCAAACAAAAAGGAGGGGAAAAAAAAUAACCCUAAAUGCACAUUAUUGUUGGCUGGCAGAUGCCUUCAGUGGUGAAACUCAACUCACACACACUUACAGACCCCUAUAGACUGUAACCUCUCAUUCCUGCUUCUUUCUGAAUCGACUGCCCUGACCACCUUUCUCUCAAACCCACCUCCCAUGCCCUAGACGCAUUCUUUGUCUCCUGUUGUCAACAUUUUGCUAUUUUUGCUUCUCCAUGAAGAAAGAAUUAGCAGUCUGACUUCACUGCAAAAGGCUAAAGGGCAGCAUUAGAUACUGCAGAGAAGCUGGGAAAGGCAGCAGCGAGAGCACGUGUGGCAGCUGAAGCAUGAGGGACAAAAGCAAAAGGCAGGGGUGGGACCUAAGGCAUCAGAGACCAUGGCCAAGGGACACUGCUUUGGAACAGGGUCCAUACAAGGACGCAACUGGUGGAAAAACAGCAACGAGGGCAAGAGGAACAGGCUGGGAGAGCAAGUAGCACACAAAAGGGUUUAUAACCACAAGAAUACAUUUCAUCAAGAACUCUAAACUGAAGCCUGGAUCUCCAAACCUCUGUGCUUCUGUUUCUAGCAGUUAGUUCUGAACCCCACAGACAAACGCUGAGGUGUCCUUCUUGGGCGUCCAUGUGGUAGCAGACCUAUAAAAAAAGGUAACAGCCUGUUUCUUCCAUUUGUUCAGGUAAGUUAAACAGGAGCAUCCCUGCUCUAGUGUUCAAAUAGGGUUUUCACCUUUCAGGCAUAGCUAUGGAAACUUACCUGGAAAAGGAUGUGGCAAAGUUAGGAGUUGACCAUUUUUAUUUAAAACCACUUCUCUGAUGAAAAAUACCUAAUAAUUUAAUGAUCUCUAGCUGAAAAUCUGUUUUCUGUCUUGAUACACCACUGUUUGGUGUCGUGUAUCAGGUGCCAAUUAUACCCAGCAUCUUCUAAAUUCACCUUAACCAAACAAUGGAAUUUCUUGUCAUUCCCAGAGCACCACAGAACAGCGUGAUCUCUGUUCCUCCACAUCAGUGAUAAAAACCAUAAGCCUCAUGAGAAACAGAGGCACUCUGGCUACAGGAGAAAAUGGAAAAGCAAAGCACAUGUCACUAAGUAAUAAUUUGUCUCGCCUGUGCCCAGUUUGUGAUAUCUGGAUCCUGAGCUGUCCUUGACCUGCAAUCCUGACUUAAAGUUAAGCCAAUGAGAGGCAUCCUGCAGACACAAAAAGGACUUAAAAAUGCCAAUGGCACUGACAGGUGAGUUCUGGUGCAUCCUGUUUGGCAAGUUUUAAGAUACCCCUGCUGCACAGCAGACAAAAUGUGACAUUAGCCACAUCACUGCAAAAUCUGGAGUCUUACUUUAAAUCUCUAAUGAAGCUGGUUUUAAGCAAAGGUGCUGCUCUGCGCAGGGUAGCUUGGGGCAGAGGCACACAUCCUUCUGUCAGUUCUGUCAGGCGGAAAAUCACCCCUAGGAAUCACAAACCAGGCACUCCAAAUUAGUACACGUUUUUUACCAUGACCUACCUUUAGCUCCCAGUGGCCCGGUUCCAGUGUGGAUAACAAUACCACUUUCUAUCACAGGGUUGUCAUAAAGAAUUCAUUAACAUUUGUAGAUAAGGGGAAAGCAUCACAGAAGUGGCUGUAGGAAACAGUCUUGAUAUAUCAGUUCAAGAUACACUAUAAUGCAUAUAGAUCACCACAUUUGGAAAUGUUAGUGGAAUGUUAGUAAAUGAUGUACAAAUGAUACACAGGCAUUGCGUACCCUCCUAAUGAAGGAGGAAAGGUAAGGACAUCCCAUAUGAAUAUAUAAAUUAAAAACAUACCAUAAUGCAUUUGUGUAAGGAAACGGGAUGGGACACCUCUCUUCUGGCACUUCCUAGUUCUUUAUGACAUAAACUACAUGUAUUUUUAAUACGGGUUUUUUUAGGUAACAUCCUUAACAAAAGACAGUUUAGACAAGUAACACACUUCUGUAGUUCAGUUCUAAGAACCAACAAAGGCUGAGAGGUUUCUAUGCUAACAAAGGCUUUCUCCAUAACCAAAGACAUAACUGCAAAAGACACCAGCUUCCAUUACCACCACGUUAUAACUAAAUCAGACCAAAUAAAGCAGUAGACUUAGAUUUUAAAGGAUAGUUAUGAAUUUGAUAUGAAUGAAGCCUAGAUAAGGUUGCCGAGACAAGCGUCACUGAGACUUCAAAAAGCAAUCUUUUUUAUUUUUCAGAUCACAAAGUGGCACUGUAAGCCAACAUAAAGGUUUUGCAAUAGUAAAGAUAUGACAAGAAGGUGCCUAAAGGACCCAAGUGUAAAGAAAAUACACUUAGAAUCUAAUAAGAUCAAGCAAGCUGAAAAAAAUAAUUAAGAUAAGCUGGUCUAGAUAAAAUAAGAAUAUUCACAAGCUUUUCCAAAUAGCUGUCAUCUGGGAAGAAAAAAAAAAAAGAAAGGAAAAAAAGAGAGGGGGGUGGGCUGGAAGAUGAACAAAUAAAUGUAUUUGCUAAUAAACAGGAAGAUAGUACAAUGCUUACACCCUCAGCAAACUGAAUAAAUACUUUUGCUGUCAGGCACCCUUGGCCUGGAAGGACAAGGGGGUUGUUGAUUCUUUUAAUCUACGGUAGCGAUAGUUUAAAAUGUCUUUAGUUUCAUAAAGGCUAUCAACACUAUUUUAUUGUUCACAACCGACCUGGGUCAAAGUGGCAUCAUAAUAGAGGAAACAAAUAUCUUCUUGAUUCCAGUGUACAAGGCAUUAAAAAGCACAUCAGGUCAUCUGAAAAAUCAAUCCCUAAAGUAGCAUGUAAACAUGAAUAAAGAUUGGAAAAGCUUCCUCCACUGUAAGCGGUUUUAAAACAAUUGUCACAGUCUGAUGACAUUUAAACCAUGGAAAAGACAUGGGAGUCUGGGAACAAAACUGAAAAUAAGGUAGAGGCUUAACUCAAAAUCACCAUAUCAGGUUCCUUCUUGAAGAGAAAAAUCUCACAGACAAAACAGGUUGUGGCAAUAGGACUGCACCUUUACACAGUCUGGCUUUGCAAUGGCAGCGCCUUCCCAGAACUCUGAUUUUAUACCCUGCUUUGGUUUGAAUUUCGAAUAAUCCCAAAUCGCUGUAAUUUAUUCAAGAGACUGCAGAAAUACAAACAUGACAAGGAAAAUGAGGAAAAAAAUACAGGGCCAGAAACCAAGUGCACACUGCAGUUGGCCCAGAGGCGGUAUUCCUGUGAUACCACAACUGUGGCUGCACUAGCAGUUUUAGGGAUUCCCAUACUGUAUCCCCCUGCCCCAAACCAGCCUGUCCUGCA
Molecule: messenger RNA, 14242 nt
Organism: Columba livia (rock pigeon)
Lineage: Eukaryota; Metazoa; Chordata; Aves; Columbiformes; Columbidae
Exons: 5
Coding region: 1-1020 (339 amino acids)
Source: RefSeq, a predicted model, not a curated record